This is a messenger RNA of Loxodonta africana (African savanna elephant), 954 nucleotides long. RefSeq names its product olfactory receptor 6Q1. Gene Ontology annotation, biological process: G protein-coupled receptor signaling pathway. Gene Ontology annotation, molecular function: olfactory receptor activity; G protein-coupled receptor activity. Gene Ontology annotation, cellular component: membrane. NCBI's taxonomy places the organism in Eukaryota, Metazoa, Chordata, Mammalia, Proboscidea, Elephantidae. The transcript has a single exon. The coding region runs from base 1 to 954 and encodes 317 amino acids. The record is from RefSeq and is a predicted model, not a curated record.
AUGCAGUCCUAUGCUAAAAACAGUACUUGGGUAACAGAGUUUGUCAUGGUGGGCUUUACUGAGGUACACGAAGCACGCCUCCUCUUCUUCACACUCUUUCUUGCCAUGUACCUGUUCACCUUGGUGGAGAACUUGGCUAUUAUCUUGGUGGUGUGUUUGGACCACCGGCUACGGAGGCCCAUGUACUUCUUCCUGACACACUUGUCUUGCCUUGAAAUCUGCUAUACCUCAGUCACAGUGCCCAAGAUGCUGGCUGGUUUUAUCGGGGCGGAUAGGGGCAAGAACAUCUCCUAUGUUGGCUGCCUAUCCCAACUCUUCAUAUUCACCUUCCUUGGGGCAACUGAGUGUUUCCUACUGGCUGCCAUGGCCUAUGACCGAUAUGUGGCCAUUUGUAUGCCUCUCCGCUACGGGGCCUUGGUGUCCUGGGGCACCUGCAUUCACCUAGCAGCUGCUUGUUGGCUGGUGGGCUUCCUCACACCUGUGUUGCCCAUAUACCUCAUGUCCCAGCUGACAUUUUGUGGUCCCAAUGUCGUCGACCACUUCUUUUGCGAUGCUUCUCCCCUGCUAGCCCUGUCCUGCUCAGAUGUCACCCUGAAGGAGACUGCGGACUUCCUGGUCUCUCUAGCUGUGCUCCUGGCUUCCUCCACGGUCAUUGCCGUGUCCUACGGCAACAUUGUCUGGAUGCUGAUGCACAUGCGCUCAGCUGCUGAGCGCCGGAAGGCCUUCUCCACUUGUGUGGCUCAUCUGACUGUGGUGAGCCUCUUCUAUGGCACUCUCUUCUUUAUGUACGUCCGCACCAAGGUGGCCUCCUCCUUCAACUUCAACAAGGUGGUUUCCGUCUUUUACUCCAUUGUCACGCCAAUGCUCAACCCUCUCAUCUACAGUCUUUGGAACAAGGAGGUGAAGGGAGCCCUGGGCCGAGCCUUUUCCCUCAGGACUUGGAAAGGGCAGUGA